AUGUUGUCGAUUAUUCCGUACCACUGCGUCGAGUUUGGAGAUGGGGGUGACCGACCUGUACGGGACCAGCGGGCGCAGGCCAGACGCAUGAAGGAAGAGCUGGAAGAUAUCAACACCAGGGUAAACAAUGCCGUCCAAGCCUUCGAGCAGGCGAGCAACAAACUGUGUUUGGAGAGAGCUUACCAGACCAACAUCGAGUUUGUGGAAAAUGUGGGCCAGUUGGACAGCAUGCUGAGUGACGCGGAGGGGAGAAGGAUGUAUCAGCAACGGGUCAGUGUGUUUAUCGUGGGUUACCGGAGAGCGUGCGGGCUGAGGAAGCAGCUGCUCUCCCAGCUGAGUGAGUUCUUCAGCCAACACAGGGUGGAGGUGGACGAGGAGGUCCAGGGGCCACUGGUGCGGUUGGAGCUUGAAGACAUCUCCCAGAAGGUGAGAAGGACCUCAGGUCCAUGCCAUUUUGUUUUGUGGUCUGUUGUCCAGGUGACUGAUGCAUUAUGGUCGGCUGAGCAAGGAAUACUGAAGCUGGCCGAUCUCAGCAAAGAAAUUAAGAAAUUCAACAGCAGUGCAGCAGUGAUGAAAGACACCAAGGGAAGUCGGAAGAAGCUGGAAAAGUCCAUAAACCAGGCCAAGGAAAACAUCUCGCAGCUGAGGCAGAAACUGAAGGAGGCCCAGAAUGAGCUGGAGGCCAAGGACAGGGCGUUGGCGGAGCUGCUGAGGCAGACUCAGGGCAGUCAGCUACAGAACCAGCUGCUCCAGAGUCAAAUGGAUAUCGUGCAGAAAUCCAUCCGAAAUUUGAGCCAGGACUAUGAAGGGCAGAAGAGGCUUCUGGAAGAGGAAGUGAGGCGUCAGCAGGCCCGUGUCGAAGAGUUGGAGAGCGCGGUCAGAGAGGGCCCGCUGCUGGAGCAGGAACAUGGCGCCCAGCUACCGGAGGCACGUUGCCAGGCAACGGAGUCGCCACGUCAACUGAAGAAUGAGAUUGACCAACAUCCUGGGGAAGGGCCUGAAGGAGAGGUGUUGGCCGGGGAUGUGGAGGAAGAGGAGAGAGGAGCUGCUGCUGCUGCAAGCGACCAGGAGGAGGAAGCUCCCGAGCUGCUGGAGGACCCUCUGGAGGAGCUGCUGGAGGAUGCUCAAACUCAGACCUACGACAUUGGAUGGGACGGCCAGGCUGACGUGGCUGAGCUGAAGCUGAAAGUGGAUCAACAUGUCAUCACUCUCCAGGAAGCACAGAGAGAACUUCUACUGAUACAAGGCCAAGAGUUGGAUGAAGUUCGAGAGGUCCACCAGAUGGAGACGAGGCAACUGCGAGACCACCAUCAGAUGCAGAGGAGGCAUCUCCAGGUUGGUGAAGCUGACGGCUGGGAGGAGGUGGACUGGAUGAGUGAGGAGCUGAUGAACAGUGACAUCGAUUCAGAACAAGACUCCACUAACAAGGAGACCGGGGUGUCUGGUGAGCCGAGCAGGAGCCGGAGUCGGGGGAGCUCCCGUCAGUCAUCCCGUGCCCCGACACCGCGAGAUGAAGGCACGUCCCCGGAGAACUUACUGCCGCUGCAAAGCGAAGACUCGCCGCGAGUGGUGACUGGAGAUCACGGAACUCCAGAAAGAAGCCAAUGGCAGUUUGGGUCGGGGGGUGAUGGAAUGGUGUUGCCGGCAGUGACAGAGCACGAGGUCACGGCGUUUGAGCCCACGUCUGAGGGAGGGGGUUUGGAGACCACCCAGAGCUCCCCCUCUCCUCCUACACCCUGUGUUGAUGUGUCUGCACUGGCAGUAGUGGACGGACGGUGUGACAAAGGCACUCAGUGUCCUGAAGGGGGCGGCGAUGAGCGCCGGGAGUCACCGGGUUCACCGGCGGGUCCGCGCAGCAGCCGUGACGUUCGAGCAACCUCCUCCAGCGACAGAACAAGAGCUGCCCGCAGGAUCUGUCAGAUGCUGAACCAGUUCACGAAGACGUUGAGUGAAAUGCUUCUCCAUGAAGGGUUGGAGAAGUUGGCCCGACAGUUGGACAUGCCUGACACCUGUAGGACUGAAGGGCAGCCGGAGGGACACGAUUGUCUAGACGUGGUGACGAGGUGGUGUGACACUCUGCUUCCUGCAGUCAUCUCUGCCUUCUCUGGACUUCUUGCGUCUCAUGUCAGUCCGGGCACUCCACGGCACGAAGACGAUCCCACAUCACCUGAAGAGUCCGUACCAGACGUGAGACCGUUCUCCGCACCCACUGCCCCGCUUCACCAAGAAGAGGACAAGCAACACGCGGACACAGCGACACAAACAGAAGAUGCUGGCGAUACGCAGCAGGUCAGGCAGCAUCCGCGGUGGGGGAGGAACUCUAAAUGUUUCAGACCUGGAACCCUGACAAAAGAGAAGCGAGUUAGUCUGAGAGGCAGAGAGGUUGGCGGGAAGCGAGGAAAUGAAGGGGAUGUGGGCAGUGCCCCUGUGGGCGAGUGGGGGAGUUGUCCCACACACAGCGCCAGGCCGCAGGAACGAGCGAUAGACCGCGGUGAGAGGCCAGCGGGCGAUGGGCCUGCCCGCGGACCCCCUGACUACAUGGCCGUGUUCUUCACACGGCUGGACCUGGAGCGGAACCUGCGGGCCCUGCGUCAGGGCCUGGUCUGUGGCCGACUCCCAAAGAACACCUACGAGCACGUCGCUGCAGUGAUGCAGGGUUACGGGGAGCUGCAGCAGGAGCGCCUGUGCAGCCUGGUGAAGAGCUACAGCAGCUUUGUGCGGAGCUGGGAGGCGGUGGGGAGGACCAGCGCAGAGGGACCCCCCCCUCGACCUCUGGCAACAAGGAUGGAGGCUCUCCACAGGCAGAGAGCCCGGUGCUGGUGCAGGGUGAACAGCAGGUAUUCCGAGCGCCGCCUGCAGCUGGCUGCCCUACUCACCAGCACACUGAAGCAGGUGGAAGCAGAGUCUGGCAUCUUCCUCAUCAAACCUGUCAUCUCCUGGCAGGGAAGGUAA
Molecule: messenger RNA, 2952 nt
Organism: Amblyraja radiata (thorny skate)
Lineage: Eukaryota; Metazoa; Chordata; Chondrichthyes; Rajiformes; Rajidae
Exons: 22
Coding region: 1-2952 (983 amino acids)
Source: RefSeq, a predicted model, not a curated record